This is a messenger RNA of Harmonia axyridis, 2262 nucleotides long. RefSeq lists its product as uncharacterized. Lineage: Eukaryota; Metazoa; Arthropoda; Insecta; Coleoptera; Coccinellidae. The transcript has 6 exons. The record is from RefSeq and is a predicted model, not a curated record. Bases 132 to 1109 code for a protein of 325 amino acids.
CCGUAUAUAAGCCCAAGUUCAAGGAUUCGAGAAACCACUCUACGUAGUGCCUCAAGAGAAGAAGUAUAUCUUUGUGCUUUAUUACCUGUUAGAUUGUAGGUUCCGUUAUAGUGUUGAAAAUACUUUGCAAGAUGUACCAACAAACGAGAGGAUGGUUACUAUUCACCCUAAUAAUUUCGAGUACCACAAUAGAUAUAUUCUGCUAUCAUGUUUCUUCCGAACAUGAUAUCCACAGCAAUCUCCUUCCUUCGAAUAUACCAUCAGGUAUUCCGCAACUACCAUCACAGAGACAAGAGAGAAAAUUCUCAGAGAAGCCGAACGCAAUCAAGAAAGUAGCCUUAGAUGACCUUAGCAACGAUUUAGAAACGAACCAGAUCUCUGAUGGUACAGGAGAAGGAUUCUCCUGGUCUAGUUUGUUGAGUCUUAUCAACAGUUCCCCUCUUACAGGCAUGGUAAUGCAGAUGAUUUUCAAUCCUGGUACAGCGACUGGUCCGAAUAAAUCCGAUGGUUUGGAUGAUAACAGCAUUGCACCCUCCCCUUGGGCAAACCUCUUGGCUGCUGGUCUCAAAAUUCUAACUGCUAUUUUGGGUGGAGGUGCUACCUCCGAGGGCAUUGAUAAAGUAGAUAAUGGUGGAUCACCAAUGCAGGGUAUUCUGGCUGGAGUGCUAACCGCAGUUUUGGGAGGCAGGGACCCACAACAGGUCAACAAUAUCGCUAAACAAGCUGGUGAGUUCGUUAACAUUCUGAUGACCCUACUCAAUGCGCUGAAAACCUCAUUCUCACAUAGAUCCAUAAUGGCUAGGAACAUCGGUAGAAGAGAUUCUAUGAGUGAAGCAGCAGUAGCCGGUAUAACCAUGAUGAAAGGAUACGUUAAAUCUGUGAACUCUUUGAGUAUCCCGUGUCAACAAAAGACCAUCUGCGAGGCUAACAGAGAAUGUGCUAUGGAUAUAGGACGAUCCUCACUCUUCUGUCAUUUAGGAAACUAUGCUGCCAGCUACAUGAUCGAUAGAACAAGUGCAUCAGGUUUCAGUGUGUUAUAUGAAGCCGGUAGAAGAGGGAGAGCAGGAGACAACUGCCACAAAACCUAUCUAGAAUGCCUCGAACCCUAAAGAGUUGAGAAAACCCGAAAAUUUUAAUUUAUUUGUAUUAUAAUACCUCUAUUUAUUGAAAGACAGCAAUUCCAAUACCACACAUUUGGUUGGCGAUAAAAUGAAUGCCUUCCUUCUGAAAUCGUUUUUAUCAAAACAUUUUUUUGGUGUAAUUGUACCAUCACGAAUAUCUAGCUAGUCAAUGAAAUUAAAAUAAGAGUUAUGUACUGAACGAGAUAUGCUUUGGUUUAUAUUUGAUUCUGUUAUAUUGGUUUUUGGAUUUUUAAAUGCAUUUUUGCACGAUCCAGCCUUCUGGAUCACUCAUCCAUCAAUUGAUUUCAAGCCAAAAUUGUCACUAAGUAAAUAGCCCGAUGGUUUUAUUACUUACCGACAUCCCAUAAUAAUUUAUAUGGUUCCACAAAAGUGGAAGAUAAGGAAUUUUUGAUAUAAGGAUUCAUUAACACAAUUAUGUAAUUUAGAUAUAUCGACUAUAAACGUUAAUUGUACAAUCCUAUAGGGUUAUGUCUCGUGAACAUAUUAGUAGAAUUGGUACUACAAUUAUUGUAGCAGAAAUUGAUAUCACUUCUAUAUAAAUAUAAAUGUAACAUUUGACUUCGCAGUAAUCAGAUGGACAUUAUUAUAUUUAAUUCGAGAAAAAAUAAUGGGAUCGUGCAAAAAACACAAGAAGCAUUACAAACGUUAAGAAUUACCGACCUCAGAUAAUAAUGAUAAGUUGUUUAAAAAAUUUUCUUCGAUCGGUGACACAUGCUUACCCUUCUUGUUAAUAAAAUAUACUAUUGUAUUCAUUCAUUAGGAUAUGACAUGUUUUUUAUUUUUGAUAAUUGGACAAAUGUCAAUGGAGUAAAAAAGAAAUUUAUAUUUUUUAUGAGUGUUUAAAAAUAUAAACCAAAAAUUUUGAAAUGCGAAGAAAGAAAGAAAAAAUGUUGCUUGUUGUAUUCCUACCGUUUGGUAAUGUCAUGGAGAAUGGGACGAUUUUUUUUUUUUUUUUGAAAAUGAGUAUAUGUAAUACAUUUUUAUAUACUGAAUAUGAAUAAAAUAAUUUUUGUCGUUCUGUGAUGAAUUUGAACCUACACAAUACUGUAUAAUAUUAACAGCUAAACUAUAGUAGAAAGUAAGAAAUUUUAUUUGGAAAAAAUGAAAAAUGACGAGUGUA